UUCCUUGACCUGACAUUAGAGACAGUCACGUAGAAAGGCGUCAUCGAGUCACAAGUCAGACAACACAGUUUUUACUACAACUUGAUCUAGAUCUAAAUAGAUCUAUAUAUAAACUAAUUUGUCUAUUUUUUAAACGGAAAAUGGCAGAACAAAGAACCUGCGUGAUUGCAAUGGAUGGAAGUGAACAUGCUGAUUAUGCUUUGGACUGGUAUUGUAAGAACAUCCACAGGGAAGGUGAUCAUGUGGUGUUGGUGUAUGUUCCAGAACUGAAUGACAUGCUACACUCCUCCAAGUGGAGCAAUUCUGUUUAUGUGUUUGACCGAGAUGUGAUGGAGGCCAUGCUGAAAGAAGAACAAGAGCGCAUCAAAGGAGACCUUGAGAAAUUUGCGCUGAAAUUAAAGCAACAUGGGCUUGGUGGGAAGGUAAAGAGUGUGAUGGCUUCCAAGCCAGGAGAAGGUGUUUUAAAAGCCGCAGAGGAAGAGAAAGCUGUCAUGAUCGUUGUAGGAAGUCGAGGCUUGGGAACAAUUCGCAGAACAUUUGUCGGCUCAGUCAGCGAUUACCUUGUCCACCAUUCCCAUGUGCCAGUCUUUGUGUGCAAGCAUCCCAACAAGCAUGUGACCAGUGAAGUAGAGCAAAAAUAGAUCAAUUGGUUGUACCAUUACUUUCCCUAGUGUUCUUCUUAUCCUUUUGUUGUCCUUUUUAAAAAUAUUUUGUAUAGUGAUAUACUUUUGAUUGAAAGUCUGCUCAAGUGAGGACAAGCCUUUUCAUAAAGCCACUCUAUGGAAUCAACUCAUUUUGAACCCGAAAAAUUGUACAUGUGCUUCAAAUAGAAGAAUGAAAAAAAAAACUACAUGGCGAGAAAACUGUAUAUAUAUAUAAGAGUGUGUUUUAUGAUGGGAUUGCCAGCACUCCCUUCCAUGUUAUAUUACAUUGCUCCAGAAAAAAAGAAACCAAAAAAAAUUUUUUUUCCUAAUUUAUAAAUAACUUAUAUUUAAUGUUAAAUAGAUAGGCCCCAUCUUGACUACAUUCUUAUAUGGUUUGUCAUUUUGUUCCUUUUAUUUUUCUACUUUAAAGGGGGAGGUGGCGAGGGAAGAUGUUGCUAGGUGAAGUCUAUGAAGUUUUACUUUCUAGCUUAUCAUGGCCUUCCUCUUGCCCUGUUUAUUAAUAUAACAGGUGGUGUGUGUCCAUUGAAGGCUGUUCAAUUAGCUGGCUAGCUCUACAUGUUCAAGUCAGUGUAUUUGUUGGGUCUACAUUUCUUAAUGGUAUUCCACUUAAGACAAUGUAUUUGAUAUGAAGAACAUACCCCCUGUACUGUUUUUUUUUUUACAGAUUUUUUUUUGCGCACUACUUUAUUUUUAAUUCCACUACGAAAUUCACUAACCUUUACAAGGAACUAAUUUUACUAAUUGGAAUCCAAAAUUUAUUUCAUGCCCUUAUUCAUUUAUGAGCCUUUGAGCACUAAUUGUUUCUUUUUUAAUCCUAAAAUUUAAUAAAUAUGCAAAAUUUGUUGUCAGUAUUUUUAAGUUCAGAACUUUGAAUUCAUAUUUUUAUAUUUCCUAUGCAGUGUACAGUUUGCUAAUUUUUUCACUAUUUAUUGUGCAAUGAAGAGUAAAGGAAGUAGGAUUAACACUUCCUCCUACACUUGAUAAACAAAACAAAGAAUGUUUGCGAUAGAGAUUGGCUUUUUUAACACAUUUUUUCUUACUAAAUAAACCAAGAAUGUAAUUAUUUUACUAGCUAAAUUAACCCACAUUGUGUGCAUUGGAUCUAUACAAAGCCAAAAGAGUAAUUCAGUGUUAAGCAAACAAUAAACAGUUUCAUAUAUAAACUUAAGAGUUGAUCUUCAUGAUAGUUACUGUUUUAAACCAAUAAUAUAGACUUGUUUAUCUCCUCAUGACUAAAGUAAAUUGAAAAGUAUAAUUUAUUUUUAUAUUUUACUUUUUUUUUUUCCUUUUUCUAGCAUGAAUGUUGCUUUAUAGUUUUAACAAGAAAAAAAUGCAUUUUCAUAAUAUACUUAUUGAAAAUUAUCUAGCUGUAAUCCUAUAUCGGCUCAUAAAUAUAAUAUACACAUCCUUUGUCUUAAUCUUCUGUUCAGUCGUAAAAAUGUCUUUCAGUAGAUAUUUUCAUUAUUUUGAAAACAUCAGGUAUUGUAGAUGUAGAUUACAGUAGUUAAAGCUAUUAGGCAGCUUUUUUUUUUUUUUUAAUUUGAACUCCCAUUCCUUUUCUGUAUAAUCAAAAGGUGGCCAACAUUCCAGCUGAGUGUGUUCUAAUUAGUUUAAAGAGAAAAGGUUCUAUAUGGGAUUGUUUUUAAAAUCAAGCACAUCGAGUUAUGUUGUAAUUAGUUUUACUUUGUACUGGUAGAUAUAUAUAUUUGUUGUAGUCCCUCUGUGCUUAUGUAUUGUUGUUAGUAGGGGAUUCGCCUAAGCAGUAAAUUUAGAUGGAAAUAAACAAGGGAUGUCAGUUAUGUAUCAUUGGGGAUUGUGGUGUUGUUUUUUUUGUUCAUAGUUGCCAUAUCACUUUAACCUAUUAGGGGCAUAUAACAAAACCUUCUAGCUGGCUUUUUUCUUUCUUGACAGCCUUUUUAAAAUACUUUCUAACCUUUUUCAAGUACCUGUAGCUCUGUGCUUGUAGAUAAAAUAUUCAAUAAUUGUUCUAGUCCAUCAAAGGCAAUUUGAUACUUUUCACAUAGUUAAUAUCUAUCUCUUUAUUAUAUAUAUAUAUAUAUAUAUUUUGCUUUGGUUACUUUUAGACUUUGUGUAGAUAGAGAUCAGCAGUUGAUUGAAACAAGUUUCAUACAGUGGCGUAUGGAGGAUGCCAGGCAGCAAGGCUUGUUGGUGCCCCCCCUCCCAAUAAUGUUUGUAAUUCAUAUUUGCAUAAAAACAGUAAGCAAUACAAAACAUAUACUCGUACAAUAAGUUAACAAAUGUUGCGACAUAAAUAUUUAAUGCAAUGUUUUGAAACCCAUUUUGGCACCCAGCCUCUCCCCCCAGUACGCCACUGCUGACUGGUUUCAUGUUGAUAACGCCAUUAUUUAUACAUAUUUUUAUUUACAUUUAUUCUACUGAAUACGUUGGAAUGUUGAAUUACUUAGUCAAUUAGUGUGAAUGUUGUAAAACAUCUCAUCCGACUCUGACUCAUGGAAUGACACAACUGUUUAACAUCAACACAUUUUGGUCAAAGCAUUCUGGUCCAUCUAGAUCUAAAUCUAGUAAAACUAAUACUAGAUCUACUACUUACUUACUACUAGAUCUAGACAUAUAGCCAAUAUUAUAGGUAUAGUAUGCUGUAGGCAUUUGAUUUUUACAGCCAAAGUUUACUAUUUUCUUGUUUUUCUGAUUAAUUUGCAUUAGUUGGGUAAUUGUUUUAAUGUUGACUGACAUUUGAUUCUACCCAAGUUUUUAACUUUGCCUUUAGUUUAGUUUUUAUAAUUUAUUAAAAGAAGUAGUCUCUAAUAAAACUCUUUUAAAAUGUAAAAAUAAAUUGCGUAAAUUAAAAAAGAAACGUUUAAUCGUUUAUUUAUUUAACAGAAAAAAAAACAUUUGCUAGAAAUGUCACUGACCUAAAUAAGCUGCUAAACAAGAAGCUAUAAUUACUCUGUAGUGCUCAUUGCCACGUCUGCUGUUUUUUUAUUUAACAACAUUCUUCACCCACAUUUGAUUGCGCAGCGCAAUAAACUUGUUCACAUAAUCAGA
Messenger RNA from Biomphalaria glabrata, 3692 nucleotides. Its product is annotated as universal stress protein Slr1101-like. Lineage: Eukaryota; Metazoa; Mollusca; Gastropoda; Planorbidae. The transcript has 4 exons. Bases 141 to 641 code for a protein of 166 amino acids. The record is from RefSeq and is a predicted model, not a curated record.